Messenger RNA from Aspergillus ochraceoroseus IBT 24754, 2250 nucleotides. RefSeq names its product putative protein kinase. Bases 1 to 2250 code for a protein of 749 amino acids. Gene Ontology annotation, biological process: protein phosphorylation. NCBI's taxonomy places the organism in Eukaryota, Fungi, Ascomycota, Eurotiomycetes, Eurotiales, Aspergillaceae. The transcript has a single exon. The record is from RefSeq and is a predicted model, not a curated record. Gene Ontology annotation, molecular function: protein kinase activity; ATP binding.
AUGUCCUCUUCAAGCUCCGAGUUUACUUCCGAUCAGAGCGACCAUGAGAUAGCUAUGAAGCAAAGCGAUUCUAAGCGUCCUGCUCGGCCUCCUAUGGCUGCAAGGGCAUCUACAUUUCAUGCUGGAGAGUCUCGGGACGACCACAGCGACAUCAAGGACUUGCUUGAUGCCGACGCCGAGAGCCAUUCAAAUAUGAUGACUGCUGCUUUGCUCGAGUUUUAUUGCCUUACACGUGCCGCAGAGCUCUUGAAUAGACAACAUGGCUCUCAUAAGAGAUACACACGUGACUCGCCAGAAGUGCAGUUUCUUGGGAAGAAAAUGUACUCCUACAAAUCUCAAUUCUUGUCAUCACUUGGAGUAAUAGCAGAAGAUAUCGACAGGGAUGAGUUAAGGUCAACGAGGCAAUAUUAUCGUGACAAUCUCGAUGCUCUUGGCUUAUCAGCAUUGGAGGAUCUGAAUUUGGACGAUAGACAUGGUCCUCAUCCAUCAAUUGGUGCGGCUGGGAAUCUUGUUCUGCCUUCAAAUUCGUCGAAAACGGUCGAUUUGCGUUCAAAUACUGACACUGCGGUAAAUUUACCGUUUGGAACCAAAGUCGCCGGCCCCUUGGAUCUUCGAAGGCGACCUGUAGGUGGAAGAGACGUUCGGACAUUUGAGGAUUUCCAGCUUGACCCAAGGCGUCUUCCACGAUUAAUCCCUCUUACUGGCAGUUCUCCUGUGAGCUUUCCGUUGUUUGAGCUCAAUCCUCCACCUCCAGAUAAUCGAAUGUCGAGGUAUGCCGUAGAAUUUUCUGAGAUUAAAAUUCUAGGCCGAGGGUCAUUUGGAGAAGUUUACCAUGUCAAGAAUCACAUCGAUGGACAGGAUUACGCAGUUAAAAAAAUCCCUCUCAGCCAGAAACGCCUUGAGCAGCUGCAAGGUGGAAAUCAGAACCAACUCGAAAACAUCAUGAAGGAGAUACGAACACUUGCACGGCUUGAGCAUGCACAUGUUGUAAGAUAUUAUGGUGCGUGGGUCGAGCAAACCCAUUUUCCAAGAUUUCCCUUGAUAAAUUCAAAGCCUCCGGCAAAGCUCGAGUAUGAACAAACGCGCGAGGAGAGUCUUGAAUUAACAAGGGAUGAUGAUAGUUUUGGAAUUGUAUUUGAACAUUCAGAAGGAGCUGAACACCAGACAUCUACCGAAGACGAGUCCAUUGAUUCUCAUAGCGACCACGAUGCCACAAUAGCGUCUCACUCAUCAAAGAAGACCUUAUCAGCUAGCCUCGAAGAGGAUGUCGAGUCAAUACCUCGAAACUUCAAUGAUCCUUCAGCCAGUCAAUUAUCGACAUUUGGCGCUAGUGACGAUGACAUUUUCACGGAUGGAUUCAGUUAUGACCAGUCCAGACUGCAGAUACAAAGGAGAACUCCAGCCGGGGCUGCAGUACCCGCGGUGAUCCUGCACAUACAAAUGUCAUUGCACCCUGUCUCGCUUAGUUCGUACUUGAACCCACAGCAAAAAGAGUGCGUCGACGGGAGCCAGUCUCUAAUUCGCCGACAUUGCUACCACUUGGUGCCGUCGUUGAGACUGAUGCUAAAGAUUAUAACCGGCGUCAACUAUCUUCACUCAAAAGGUAUCGUCCACAGAGACCUCAAGCCAGCAAACAUAUUCCUGUCAUGUAUCGAGGACGGCAGCUUUGAGGAAUGUUUAGUUUGCAAAGCAGACAAUGGAGUCUGCUCAAAGUUCUGUCAUCCCCGGAUAGGGGACUUCGGCCUUGUUGCAGAUAUUUCACACUUGAAUGAUGAUCACUCACCAGAAAGCCCGAUGAUGUCCAAUACUAGCCCUCAAAAACCGAACCGGAUUGUUGGAACGGAGUUCUACUGCCCCCCCGAAGGACUUGGUGCAUGCGAAGAAGAGCUGAUGCCGUACUCCAUUGACGAGAAACUCGACGUUUACGCCCUCGGUGUUAUUUUAUUCGAGCUCUUGUAUCGCCUCAACACCAAGAUGGAGCGUCAGAUGGUGUUGACAGGGUUAACGAGAGGCCUGCAAAGGCAGACUCCAUUUGGAUUGUCUCGAGAGAGACCCGUAUUUCCCGUUGACUUUGCGCAGAAAGUUGAUCAGGGUUUAUGCACAAUGCGCAAUGCAGAGUCCGUUGCGGAAUCAUUGAGGACUUGCAUCAAGGGUAUGCUGGAGCUGCAGCCUUCCCAGCGUUGGAGCUUGUCGGAUGUCCGAAAAUAUUUGCAAGAGAUUCUAAUCGUUGGUCAGGGGAGUAACCUGUAA